Orcinus orca (killer whale) is the source of this 3431-nucleotide messenger RNA. RefSeq names its product synaptotagmin 8 (gene SYT8). Lineage: Eukaryota; Metazoa; Chordata; Mammalia; Artiodactyla; Delphinidae. The record is from RefSeq and is a predicted model, not a curated record. Gene Ontology annotation, cellular component: dense core granule; axon; synaptic vesicle membrane. Gene Ontology annotation, molecular function: clathrin binding; calcium ion binding; syntaxin binding. Gene Ontology annotation, biological process: regulation of dopamine secretion; regulation of calcium ion-dependent exocytosis; synaptic vesicle endocytosis.
AUGAGUCGCCCCCCAGGCCCCCACAGCGCCCGGGCCCCGGCGGGUUCCACGGCUCUCCCCGGGCGCAUUCCGGACCUGGUCGCCCAGAUCCCCUGGCUCCGCUGGGCCCUCAUAGCCGCUGCGGUCGUGGCUGGCGUCCUCGUUGUUUCCUGCCUGCUCUGUGCCAUCUGCUGCUGCUGCCGCGGCCGCCACAGGAAGGAGCCCAGAGACGAGGAGGCCGUGGGCCUGGGCAGUGCCCGCAGCACCAUCAACACGCACCUGGUGCAGCCAGAUGUGGAUAAGGAGGAGCCUGGCCCUGGGGGGCCCCAGCAGUGGGAGUGCCUGCAGCUGUCCGUGGAGUACGACUUUGGAAGCCAGGAGAUCAAGGUGGGCCUCAGGCAGGCAGCGGACCUGAGGCCCCGGGGCCCAGGCGGCACGGCGGACCCCUACGCCCGCGUCAGCCUGUCCCCUGAGGCCGGGUGCAGGCACGAGACGAAGGUGCACCGUGGUACCCUCUGCCCCACGUUCGAAGAGACCUGCUCCUUCCACGUCGCCCCCGUGGAGCUGCCCCGGACCGCCCUGCGGGUGCAGGUUCUAGACUACAAGCUCUUCUCCCAGCACGGGCUGCUGGGCGCGCUCAGCCUGCCGCUGGGCACCUUGGAUCCGCAGCCCGUCCUGGAGCUCUGGCACCCUCUGGGCCCGCCCAGCACUGCCGAGCCCGAGCAGUUGGGGGAGGUGUGCUUCUCGCUCCAGUACGUGCCCGGCUCAGGCCGGCUGACCGUGGUCGUGCUGGAGGCCCGAGGCCUGAGCCCGGUUCUGGCAGAGCCCUACGUGAAGGUCCAGCUUGUGCUGAGCCAGAGGAAGUGGAAGAAGAGAAAGACAUCUGCCAGGAAGGGCAUGGCCACCCCUUACUUCAACAAGACCUUCACCUUCCUUGUGCCUUUCAGCCAGAUCCAGAGCGUGGCUCUGGUGCUGGCCGUCUGGACCUGGGGCCCUCAGUUCCAGGCCAAGCCCGUGAGCAAGGUUCUGCUGGGCGCCCGGGCCUCUGGUCAACCCCCACAGCACUGGGCAGACAUGCUGGCCCAUGCCCGUCGGCAGCACCGCCUGCAGCCGGCCAGGGAGGUGGACCAGGCCCUGGCCUUGCAGCCCCACCUGCGCCUGCCCUUGCCUGGCUCCUGAAAGCAGCCCCGGCCCUUGGUCUCCCUGGGCUGGGCCACGGGCCCCGUGCAGGCUGCCCUGGGGACCCACCAUAAUAAACGCCUUCUCCCCCAUGGCUGUGCGUCCUUCCCGAGCCCCGUGGACACAGCAGGGUCAGGGGCUCCACCGACAUCACCAAGGACAAGGAGAGGGUCUCCUCUCCAGGCUCAGCCAGGCCCUGAGGGCUCUGACCCAUGCCUGACCCCUGAGUGAGGGUGAAGGGGCCCUUCCUGGCCCAAGGGGGACGAUACUGGGAGAUGCGAAGCCCUCCCCAUUGGUAGCAGCUGAAGAGUGAGGGAUGGGCCCCUGGGGACACAGUGGGCAAGUGGGAGAUAUCUGGGGGACGGUGACAGUGGACAGAGGGGAACCCAAUCCCAGGGACCGCCCCAGCACCCGAGGGGCCCCAAACCCUCCAGAUGGUGACUGCAGGGCGUCCCGUUUGCGAGCAGCAGGGGGCAGUAGAUGCCUUCAGAAGCCGCCCCAGGCCUUUGGGGGCUCAGCCUGGCCCGGAAAGCAGCUCUAAUCCCCGCACAUCUGGACGGCUUUAGCUCUCCCUGACCCUCCCCAUGGCCCGAGAAGCCGGCAGGGCUGAGGCCAUGCACCCCCAGCUCAGAGGGUGCCAAGUCAUGGUUAUCCGGAUGCCUCUGCUGGGUGGGGGCCCGGGCAGGGGGUGCAGGCCUGGACCGGGGUGAGAAGGGCAGUGCCGGGCCUGCCUGGGGCAGCCAGGCGGGCCCCAGGCCCCCUCGGGUCAGGGAGAGGUUCCCAGGGGGGUGGCGCCGAAAUCCUGGGUUUGAAGGAUGUGUUCCGAGCUGUGCAGGGAGCUGGCCCGCGGGCAGGGCGGCCCAGGCAAGGCUGCACGUCCGUCCAGGCACCCCCCCAUCCUGCUCCUGGGUGGGAAGCUGGGAUCACGCCCAUGGAGGGAAGCCCUGCCCCAGAGACCCUGGCCACUGCCGCAGGCCCCAGAGGCCGUGUUUGGGGGUCCGGCCUUGCCCCGGGCCAGCUUGGGGACAGGAGGACAUGGCCAGCUCAUGCCCGAGACGCCUGCUGGGUUGGGGGGGGCAAUAAGGAGCAGAGUGCGAGGCUGCUGCUGUUCCCCGGGGGGCCCAGAGCCCUGGGGAAGCCGAGGAAAGCAGUGUGGAUCCGGAUUCAGAACAGGUGGGGCUGGGCCGGAGUGACGCCUUGGCUGACCCCUGAGCUGUGCGCCACGGCUGGCGAGGCCGUCGUCCUGUCCUCAGGCUCCUUGUAAGAUACAAGGGAGGCAUCUCGAAGUCAUCACUGAGCCCUAAAUAGACCAACCCAACCUCAGCACCGCCCCGCCCCCCACAACCAAGACUUCUUGGCCUGGAUGGCAGCACGAGGCUGGGCCGGGCCAGGCAGCCUGGGCAGGUGGGGAGGUUCCUGUGCCCCCAUUGGUCUGAGGAGGGCUCCAUGCCCUUUCUGAGCAGGGGCCCAGCCUGGGGGAGGCCAUUUAUACCCCUCCCCCUGGGCCCACCAGCCCAACUCGCCGCUGCCGGCCUGACCCCACUCCCAGCGCUGCUGUCCGGACGCGAGGCUCUAAGCCCAGGACCUCAAGAUGGGCGAGUAAGUGUAGCCCCCCAAGCCCGGUGCCCCUGCUGCCCACCCCACUCCCCACUGGGCGAGGGUCUCUGCAUCUCUCCGCCAGGCCACCUCCCGCCCGCCCCCAUCACACAGCCCCAUGGCAGGGCCCUAACCUCUCUUCUCUCUCCCUCCCCCCACCUGCCCCCCUGGGACAGUGAAGAGGUGAGUACCUGCUUGGGGGUGAAACACGGAGGGGGUGGGACCCCCCAACUCAGGAGAGGGCAGAGGUCGGAGUUCCAAGGCCCAGGGAGGCCGCCCAGCCCUCCCCCUUCUGUGAAAAUGCCUCACCGCACCCCCACCUCCCCCAACGGAGACACUGACAAAUAGAGGAAGUGGCUGCCUGGUGCCCCAAUGCUCCCGGAGCAGGGGAAGUGCGGCUGUGGCCUGCUCACCGGGGACUCACUUCUUCUUUCUGAUGGCUGCAUCCCCUCCCCCGCCUCCUGGGCCCCGCCAGCAUCCCCCUGCCUCAGAAGCACAGCCCCUUCUCCCGACCCCAGUCCUCCCAACCCGAAGGGCCACCGGGGCAAAGGGUCACCGUGCAGCGCCGUGUCCUGGGCCCAGCCUCCCCACCAGGCCCAGGCCCAGCCGCCCCUCGGGCAGGACCCCCUGGCUGGACGGCUGAGCCCCGCCGACCCUGACUCUCCCUCCUGCAUCUU